This is a messenger RNA of Bursaphelenchus xylophilus (pine wood nematode), 3382 nucleotides long. The record is from the annotation of a GenBank genome assembly. NCBI's taxonomy places the organism in Eukaryota, Metazoa, Nematoda, Chromadorea, Rhabditida, Aphelenchoididae.
AUGAAAGGGAGUAUGAGCUUGCUCCUUCCAUUAUUCUUCUUGUUUGGUACGGGAUUUUGUCUUUUCGAAGAUCAAAUUGGAAAAUGGGAUUGGUAGGUUAUAAUGGUAACAUUUAGUAACAAAUUCAGGAAAUUUGAUGGUAUUGGAUGCCUUGUUGACGUUCAUUGCUCAAGGAGGGCUGACGGUGGCGAUAUUUUAGUGGUUUCAACUGUGAAGAAUGUAAUUGCGUCUGUUAACCUGAAUUCAGGAGGCCUAGGUAGGUUUAUAACUUCGCUAUGUUUCCAACUCAUUGAGUUCAGUUUGGCGACAACUCAACGAAGAAAAACCACAGGCUUCUCCUCAAAUUUUUGUUGACGGAAAUGGUAAGUUUCGAAUACUUGUGCAAUUUGUUUUGUGUUAAGAUGUGGUGACUCUUUUAAAUGGUGGUGAAUAUAUUCGGGUCUUUGACGUAAACACUGGUGGUCUAAAAUCUCAGAAGAGACUCUCCGUCAGUAGAUUGGCGUAAGUUCGGAGUUUUAAUUUGAAUGCGUUUGUUUUUUAGGGUAGACCAUCUUGCUAAAUUUGAGAAUGCCAUUUUUGUGCUUCUGAAAAACGAAUUGAAAGCCUUCGAAGCUGGAGACUCCCCCAUUUGGAGCAAAACUUUAGAUGCGGAUAUUGAAUGGAACCGGGUAUUUGCUAUAGGAAAGGAGAUUGUGGUUAUUGGAAAACAAAAAACUGGGAAAUUGGUAACAAAAACAUUUAGUGUAGAAGGAAAUCAACUCAAUUCUGAUUCCAACUUUGACAUUCUUUUGGAUGGGUAGGUUACUUCAACCUGAGUAGUUUGAGCUCUUUGUUCAUCCAUAAUAAGAAAGUUUAGCGUUGUGUAUUCCGACCGAUCGUUGGCCGUUUUGAAUGGAGGUAAUCUAAAGGCUGUUUUCUUCAAGAACGGUGGAGAACGGGCUGGUUUUACCUUAAAGUCUGCUGCCGGAGAACUUCAAUCUCUUGGGCAAAACUUCUACUUAUUAAAAAGCUCCGGUGGCUGGAAUUUUGUUGAAGUUACCGAAAAUGGAAUUCAGGAACAUCAAAAGACAAAUGCUGGGGAUAAGGCCACAAUGACAUUAAACUCAGCUCGCGAACCAAUCUUUGCUGUCUACUAUGAAGCUAAAAAGAAGUUAAGAAUCCUGCGCAACUCCGAGACUUUUGAUUUGGAUAUUGAGAACAAGGAUCAGGCCCCGGUUCAGAAGAUUGCUUUAAUAAGUUCUGAAGAUCGAAAACAAUAUCAAAUUAUUCUGAUAAGGAAGGAUUGCCGGAUCGAUUUCUUUGAGGGCCGAAAAACGUCCAGAAUUCCUACUUUGGAAUGGAGUCGGUUUGAAGGGCUGACUUCGAUUAGUUCCGUCGAGAUGGUUGACUUGCCCUUGUCUGAUGCCCAGGCAACUAUUGAAUCUGAAUUUAGUGCAGUUGAUGGUACGUAUAUUUUCUUGAUUGAUUCUAUUUUUAGCUCCCUUAUGGAAGUCUUUUCUUCUUCGCAUCUACGGACAGUCCGAACAGUUGAGACACACAGUUCUUUCGUUCGUCCAUCGACUUUUCACAUCUCUGGAAGCAGUCUCAGGAGGACGGAGCUCAGUGACUGUUGUUCUUCGGGAUCUCUUUGGUCUGAAUCUGAUUUCAUCGAGAACGCUGCAUCCUGGAUCCUUCAUUGGGGCCGACAAAGACAAAAUCGGGAUGGAAAGGGAUUACUUUAAUCUAAGAAAGGUUGUUGUUGUAAGCACUCUGGAUGGAUCGGUGUAUGGCAUCCACAAUGAUCAUGGGGUCAUUUUGUGGUCUCUUUAUCUGGGCACUCAGUUUGAACCUUUAAAGACGCAAUUGGGUGAAAAGAAGGUCCCGUUGUUCCUCCAAAGGUCUACAUCACAUUAUCAAUAUGAUGCACAGGCGGCUGUUGUUCACAAUUUGAAGGUAAUUUUGUUUUAUUUUUUCGAAGCUAAACGUUUAUAUUUUAGGGAGAUAAAAAGACGCGGGUUGUGUUAUUUGACCCAGUUUCUGGUGAGGUUCAGAACUCUCACACCUUUAAUCAACUUCGAAGAGUUGAGUUGUCUCCGUUUGUGAAUGAUCAGCAGCUGAAUCCGCUUCUCUUGGUGGAUGUCACCGAAAAGAUUCAAUUCUUGCCUCCUUUACCUUCUUCAUUCCAAUCUAUUCAAUCUCUACAUCUAUUUAAUAUCCAAGUCGAUGACGGUUUAUUGAGUGGAGGGCGGGUUAACACAACUACAAAUUCAUUUGUUAACUUGUGGGAGACAAGGCUGAAUCUGGGUCCGGAUGAAAAGAUUAAGGCUGUUCAGGGAAAGCCUCCAAAUCGUAGGUUUUUUUUCUGAUUCCCAACUUGACUCUUUUACUUUGUGAUCUACCGUAUCCUUUACAGAGAAAGUCCAUAGUCAAGGAAAAGUUUUGGGCGACAGAAAUGUUUUAUACAAAUACUCGAACCCCAAUUUAAUUGCGAUUCUGACCGUGGACCGAGCACAUACUACUCUCACAUUAUAUCUUGUUGAUGUUGUCACUGGGGAAAUAAUCCAUGUUGCAAAGCAUGAUCGGGCUUAUGAACCGGUUACACUAUUACACUGUGAAAAUUGGGUUGCGGUAUGUUAAUAUUACGACUGACUUUGAUAUUGUAAUGUUUUAGUACACAUACUGGAACGAGAAGGCUCGGAGGACAGAGAUUGGAGUGGUCGAGCUGUACGAAGGUAUGGAACAAACUAAUGGAAGGUACUUUAAUUCAUACACGGGUCUCAAGAAUCCAUUGGAAGUUAUUUCUAAAUCAUUUGUUUUCCCUCAAGGAGUCAGCGCGAUUGGAGCCUCCGAUACUGGCAAGUUAUUUUUGACGUGUGUGUGAAAAAUAUUUUUAGAGCUUGGCUUAACUACCAGAUCUGUAUUGAUCGCCAUGCCUUUUGGUGGUGUAAUGGAAGUGUCUAGGAGGGUUCUGGAUGCCAGAAGACCCUUGGAAAUGACAGCUGAGCUCAGGGAAGAGAUGGUUAUCCCUUAUAUCCCCGAGAUCCCUAUUGCUACGGAAGAUUUGAUCAAUUAUAAUCAGACCGUCCUCCAAGUCAAAGGAAUCAAAACUUCGUAAGUUUUUCUUUGAUUUAUGAGAAAGUGAGGCCAUCUGUAAAACUAAUGGUAACUCUGGUUUAAAUAUUGAACAAAUUUUAGACCGUCGGGGCUAGAAUCAACUAGCUUAAUGUUUGCUUAUGGGUUGGACUUGUUCUACACUCGAUUAACGCCUUCAGGCACUUUCGAUAUUCUAAAAGAUGACUUUGAUUACAUCCUGAUUUCGUUGGUAAUGAUUGCCCUGGUGGUAGCCAGUGUGGUGUGUAAGAGGUUAUCGCGGUAUCAAACUCUCAAACAGUCGUGGGCUUAA